This is a messenger RNA of Manduca sexta (tobacco hornworm), 640 nucleotides long. RefSeq lists its product as uncharacterized. NCBI's taxonomy places the organism in Eukaryota, Metazoa, Arthropoda, Insecta, Lepidoptera, Sphingidae. Bases 193 to 525 code for a protein of 110 amino acids. The transcript is spliced from 4 exons. The record is from RefSeq and is a predicted model, not a curated record.
UUAUCAGCUGUCAAGUGUCAUUUGAGGUGUUUAUGUCAUUGGUUUAUUACCACAGUUUUUAUGUUUACAAUUUUUUCAUCUAAAUUUUUCUCUUUUUGAAUAAUUUGUUUUCUGAAAAUAUUAUUGGUGACAACUAAAAGGAUUAGGCCGAAGAGUGUAGUUCCAGCUAAUAGCCAUUAUUUAUAAAGGGUCAUGAAUAAUUCAGCGGCAAAAGUUGGCGAAAUUUUUACUGAAGCAGGUGCAGCAUUUAAUAAGCUAGCAGAAAUGACCAUGUUACUACACCCACUUGCAGAAUCGACACCUAGUGUGCAGCAAAAGACUCCAGUGAAGAGGAAAUUGGCUGACGAUCGAGCAGCAGCUGGUUCUGCAUCAAUGGUACAAGCCCAACAUAACAUACAUAACCCUGUAUCACAACAGGUUACACUGAAUAUGCUGAAUGCUCAGGAAACAGAAAUGGAUGUGGACACCUUAGGCGGAGAUGUCAAAUUAGAAUUUGAAUCUAGCACUGAAGAAGUUGCAACUUAAAUGUAUGUUCAAUGAUCAUUUCUCAUAUUAUAUUCAGAAUAUAUCUCAAACAUUAUUGUAUUUUAUCUUAAGUAAAUGUGUAUUUAAUUAGUGAAUAGAAUUUUAGUUAUUGCAA